Molecule: messenger RNA, 2666 nt
Organism: Xiphophorus couchianus (Monterrey platyfish)
Lineage: Eukaryota; Metazoa; Chordata; Actinopteri; Cyprinodontiformes; Poeciliidae
Product: vang-like protein 2
Exons: 8
Coding region: 450-2027 (525 amino acids)
Biological process (GO): multicellular organism development
Cellular component (GO): membrane
Source: RefSeq, a predicted model, not a curated record
UCCGGUGCGUCCAUUCAUUUCAGGAGGGCGACCCGGUCUGGACUCCGGAGAGAAACGGACCGGAGGUUUCUGGAUCAAGGGGCCUGAAAGAACCUCCCAUUGUCCCGCAUUUUAGAGCGGCCACAACUCUUGAUACUGGGCUAAAUGCUGCUGCUGGUUCCCAAUCUGAUCCACAUCAUCUCUCCCCCCGCUGUGACUCUCCUGCCCAUCAUCCUCUCCCAGUCCCUUCUCCCCCGUGUUCUCCCGCCUCCCUUCUUCUCCGUCCCCCAUCUUCAUCAGCCUCCAAGAUAGAUUCCCUCAGGAGCAAGGUUGAUCUGCUCAAGCUGCCUCUGGCUCUCUCCACCAAGUCCAUCUCCGAGCGCAAGCGCCAGCUGGGAGGCGCCGGCGAGCGGCGCAGCGCGGGGGGAGGAGGCGGGGCUCGUACAGCCCGCUCACCGCCGACCCGAGACAUGGACAACGAGUCGCAGUACUCGGGAUACUCUUACAAGUCGUCUCACUCUCGAAGCUCCCGAAAGCACAGGGACCGGAGGGAGCGGCACCGCUCCAAAAGCAGAGACAGCAGCAGCCGUGGAGACAAAUCAGUCACCAUCCAGACGCCCGGAGAGCCGCUGCUGGACGCAGAGUCGACCCGAGGAGAUGACAGGGAUGAUAACUGGGGAGAGACCACCACUGUCGUCACGGGAACCUCCGAGCACAGCAUCUCAAACGAGGACCUCACCCGCGUCACCAAAGAUCUGGAGGAGUCGACGCCGCUGGAGUGCAAGCGCUUCAUCGGCCCAGCGCUCGGAGGCUGUCUGAGUUUCUUCGCUCUCAUCACGCCGCUGGCCUUCCUCAUCCUCCCUCAGGUCCUGUGGCGGGACGCCCUGGAGCCCUGCGGGACGCCCUGCGAAGGCCUGUACGUCUCGCUCGCCUUCAAGCUCUUAGUCCUGCUCAUCUCGUCCUGGGCGCUGUUCCUCCGCCCGCCCAGAGCCACGCUGCCACGGUUCUUUGUCUUCCGCUGCCUGCUGAUGGUGCUGGUGUUCCUGUUCGUGGCGUCCUACUGGCUGUUCUACGGCGUGCGGGUGCUGGAGCCCAGAGAGAGGGACUACAGAGGCAUCGUGGAGUACGCCGCCUCGCUGGUGGACGCCCUGCUCUUCAUCCAGUACCUGGCUCUGGUGCUGCUCGAGGUCCGACACCUGCAGCCGGCUUUUUGCCUAAAGGUGGUCCGCAGCACGGAUGGAGCCAGCAAGUUUUACAGCGUGGGUCAUCUCAGCAUCCAGCGAGCGGCCGUCUGGGUGCUGGACCGGUAUUACAACGACUUCUCCGUCUACAACCCUGCUGUGGUCAACCUUCCCAAGUCCAUCCUGUCUAAGAAGAUGACCGGAUUCAAGGUUUACUCCCUGGAUGAAAACACCACCAAUAACUCGACGGGCCAAUCGCGCGCCAUGAUCGCAGCGGCUGCCAGGAGGAGGGACAAUUCCCACAACGAGUAUUACUACGAGGAGGCCGAGAUGGAGCGCAGGAUCCGCAAGCGCAAGGCCAGGCUGGUCGUGGCGGUAGAGGAGGCCUUCACACACAUCAAGCGGCUCCACGAGGACGAGGCGGCGGCGUCUCCCAAGCACCCCCGGGAGGUGAUGGACCCCCGGGAGGCGGCGCAGGCCAUCUUCGCCCCGAUGGCGCGCGCCAUGCAGAAGUACCUGAGGACGACGCGGCAGCAGGCCUUCCACAGCAUGGAGAGCAUCCUCACGCACCUGCAGUUCUGCAUCACCCACAACAUGACGCCCAAGGCCUUCCUGGAGCGAUACCUCACCCCGGGCCCCACCAUGCAGUACCAGCAGCAGAGCGGCAGGGGGCGCCAGUGGACUUUGGUGAGCGAGGAGCCCGUCACCUCGGGCCUCCGGCAGGGGCUGGUCUUCUCCCUGCGGCGCCUGGACUUCUCCCUUGUCGUCACGGUAACGCCGCUUCCCUUCCUGCGGCUCGGCGAGGAGUUCAUCGACCCGAAGAGCCACAAGUUCGUGAUGCGGCUUCAGUCGGAGACGUCGGUGUGAGCGGGGCCGCUCCUCCUGGACGUGACACGGACACGCUUCAUUAUCCAAUCAGCAAUCAGCCUUCUCUCACGCUCUUCUGUGACAGAAACCAAUCAGAAGGAGGAAUGCUGCUUUUAUUUUUGAUCAUCAAACUGUGAUUGGCUCAAUGAUUGUUCCAAAUAAAAAAAAAUAAAAAAAACGAACAGAGGCCUUUUCGCCGCCGGCGUUUUCUCUCUAAGAGGUUUAUUUCUCUUUAACCACUGAACCACAGAGGAGCAGUGACUCAACACACGAACGCAAGAGGAAGAAGGAGAUUAUGUCACUUCCUGUCAGUCACUCUGGUGAUGUUUUCUCCGAUAGCGGAUGGAUCUGCUUUUAUAUGAGAGGGCGUGGCUUUUACUGUUUUAACCUGCAGAAUGCAGCAAUACGUGCUGUGAGUUGAUUGUUUUUAUGUAAAGAAGAGCGGAUCUACAUAAUACAGCUUUUAAAAAAAUUAUUUUCCCAUGAUGCACCACAAAAACACAAAAUAUUACCACGUAUUUUUGGACUAGUUUCCUGUGCAAACAGGAAAUAAGGCAAAACUAACCUACAAGUAACUUUUACGAUCUUGUUUUAAGUAAAUAAUUCCUUAAUAUUGAUGUAAUAAUACUAUUUCCACUA